Molecule: messenger RNA, 1169 nt
Organism: Microplitis demolitor
Lineage: Eukaryota; Metazoa; Arthropoda; Insecta; Hymenoptera; Braconidae
Product: epimerase family protein SDR39U1
Exons: 6
Coding region: 183-1097 (304 amino acids)
Source: RefSeq, a predicted model, not a curated record
GAGAGUACUAUAACGCCAUCGGAAUGUGGUAAAAAAGUAAACUAAAUAUUUUAGUGUAUAUCAAAGAUUGAAAAAUUGUUUAAAUAUAAAUUUUCAAGUAAUUAGCAAUUGGUAAUUGUUAUUGUACAAUUAUUUUUUAUGAUAGUAUUAGGGAUCAUUACAAGGGAUUAUUUAUUAUUAUUAUGUUGAGACACGUGGUCAUAGGGGGUGGUACCGGUUCCAUUGGAAGAGCCCUUACAUAUGCACUUAGAAAUGAGGGUCACACUGUUACUAUUUUGUCUCGUCAGGAAACUGGUCCUGACAUUCUUUCAUGGCAAAAUUUAGCAAUAAAAGGUUUACCCAAAGAUACAACAGACGUUAUAAAUGUCGCUGGACAAAAUAUACUAGACCCAAUGAAAAGAUGGAAUGAAGAAUUUAAAAAUGAAGUAUGGGAUAGUAGAAUUAGAACGACAAAAACAUUAGCACAGGCUAUCAAUAGAAAACCUGAUGUUAAAUCAUUUGUAACAAUAUCUGGAGUUGCUUAUUAUAAACCUGAUGAUACAAAAGAAUAUACGGAGUAUGAUAAAUGUGAACCAUAUGAUUAUUUAUCAGAAUUAACUCAUGCUUGGGAAGAAGCAACGGAGCUUGCUCCAAAUUCUACAUGUAGACGAGUGACAAUAAGAUCUGGUGUAGUUUUGGGAAGAUAUACUGGAAUGAUUCAAAAAGUUAUCAUGCCUUUUUUCCUAGGCCUCGGCGGUCCUAUUGGCAGUGGAAAUCAAAUUAUGCCUUGGAUUCAUAUUAGUGAUUUAGUUGACUUAUUUAUAUUUGCAAUUGAAGAAGAACAAGUUAAGGGAAUUUUGAAUGGUGUGUCACCACAGAUAAUUACAAAUAAACAAUUUACUAAAGCUUUUGCAAAAGCUAUGUGGAGACCAGCGUUUAUUCCACUGCCAGAAUUUGCAGUUAAUCUUAUUUUUAGUUCAGAAAGAGCGAAGAUUAUGAUAGAAGGUCAAAAAGUUAUUCCAAAACGAGUACUAGAGUAUGGUUUCGAGUAUUCUUAUUCAGAUAUUAAUGAAGCAUGCCAACAAUUUGCUGAUAUUUCUUACAUACAACCAUAUUAAUAUUUACAUUAUGAUUACUUUGCUUUUUUAAUAAAAACUAGUAAAAGCUAGAAUACUUUUAAAUAAAAAAUA